UUUUCAAACAAAAUAAGGCAAAAUGGUGGAUUCCGCCGCGAGAGGAUAGAAGUAGUCGUGCAUCAUUUAGAAAGAACGCCAGAAAUCAUACAUAAGCGAUUCGUUACCAGGAUUAAGGCAUCAAAAUGUUUCCUUCUGGACCUCAAAAGCCCAAGGGCCUGGGAUUUUCAGGAUUCGCAAUGCAAACCAAGAAGCCUAAGGAAAAAGUUCUCCCACAAUUGGGUAACAAACUCGUCGCUAGUUCGCAGUCUAGAAGCGACCUUUUCAAGCCAGAGCAGAGCAAAGAAUCGGAGAUGUACAACCCGUUCGAACCAACAACCGAACCAAUACAAGCACACAAAAAGCAAGAUAAAAAGCCGAAAAAGAAAAGAAAGUCGAGAUGGGAUACUGACGAUGUCCCAUACCAAAGGUCAGCAAACAGCCCUCCUCCAUAUCAAAGAACAAGUGAUGAUGAAGAUGAGGAUGAACUUGACAAAUUUAUGGCUGGCAUUGAGAAUGAUCUAGAAAAAGAGGAAAUCGAAGCAAAGAAACAAGAGGAGCAAGAAAAAGAUGCUGGUAAAAGCAAGGGAAAAAGAACUGAUAUUGAUGAUGAAGAUGAUCAAGAGUCUUAUUUUAAUGCUGUCAAAGAUGGCCUCAUUGUCCCAUAUCCAGAUGAUGAGGAUCUGUGGGAUUAUGACAGUGAUGGAAAUCCAAUACCACCAGAAAAGUCAAAGAUGAUUGAACCAUUGCCGCCCAUUGAUCACUCAGAGAUUGAUUAUAAAAAUUUUGAUAGAAAUUUUUAUGAGGAACACAGUGAAAUAGCUGCAUUAUCAAGGAGUGAUGUAGAAGCAUUAAGAAAGAAACUUGGCAUAAAGGUUUUGGGUGCUGAACCUGCAAAACCUGCGAUUAGCUUUGCACAUUUUGGAUUUGAUCUCUUCUUGAUGUCUUCAAUCAGAAGGUCAGAGUACUCACAACCAACUCCCAUUCAGGCACAGGCUGUCCCAGUUGCCUUAAGUGGCAGAGACAUUAUAGGGAUUGCCAAAACUGGCAGCGGAAAAACUGCAGCCUUCAUCUGGCCCAUGUUAGUUCACAUAAUGGCACAGAAUGAACUCAAAGACGGCGAUGGUCCCAUUGGGCUUAUUUGUGCACCCACAAGGGAAUUGUGCCAACAAAUUCAUGCCGAAGUCAAAAAGUUUGGAAAAUGCUACAAUUUGCGGAGUGUUGCUGUGUAUGGUGGAGGCAAUAAAUGGGAGCAGUCAAAAGCUUUGCAGCAAGGAGCUGAAAUUGUUGUCGCUACUCCUGGACGAUUAAUCGACUUGAUCAAAGCCAAAGCUACGAAUUUUCAAAGAGUCACGUACCUGGUCUUUGACGAAGCAGAUAGAAUGUUUGACAUGGGAUUUGAACCUCAAGUGCGAUCAAUAGCCAACCAUGUUCGUCCUGACAGACAAUGUCUUUUGUUCAGUGCAACGAUGAAAAAGAAAAUAGAGCGGCUAUGUAGGGAUAUUCUCACCGACCCUAUUCGCAUAGUGAUUGGAGAAAUUGGCGAGGCAAACGAAGACAUCCUGCAAGUAGUCGAGGUCUUUCAAGCACAGGUGCAAAAAUGGGAAUGGCUGUUGAGUCAUAUUGUAGAAUUUUGCUCAGGUGGAAGCGUCCUGAUAUUUGUGACGAAAAAAACCAACAGCGAAGAACUUGCGAAGAACCUGCGGGAAAAGGGGCAUGAGCUUGGUUUGAUUCAUGGUGACUUCGAUCAGUAUGAAAGGAAUCGAGUGUUGAGUGAGUUUAAAAAAGGCGAUUACCCAAUUCUUGUUGCAACAGAUGUUGCUGCUCGUGGGUUGGAUAUCACUUCGAUAAAAACUGUGGUAAACUAUGAUGUCGCUCGCGAUAUCACAACACACACUCAUCGAAUAGGGAGAACUGGCCGUGCUGGAGAGAAAGGCAUCGCAUACACUCUUAUCACUCCCGCUGAUCAAAACUUCUCGGGUGAUCUGGUUCGGAAUUUGGAAGGAGCCAAUCAAAGGGUUCCGGAAGAGCUGAUGGACUUAGCUAUGAAGAAUGCAUGGUUUAGAAAAGCAAGAGCGAGGCAAAAAAGCAAGAGCUCUUCAAACAAAGAAUUCCGGCCUCGAGAUCGUCCUGGCCUCGGACACACUGGUAUCCAGGAUGCAUUAGCACAGAUAGAUAACACACCGUUAGAUGAAGAUGAAGACCUUUCUGAGGGAGGCUUUGGAUCAUCGACACGAAAAACAACAAAAUCUUUGCUGACUUCGUACGCUGCAGCUUCUUCGAUGGGUUCUAGUCGACUCAGCAACAUCAAAUCAGCCUUUUCGACUGGAUAUAGUCGCUUUACGAAGGCUUCAAGCAGCGGGGCCAACACAAUGGAUGUUGGGUCGCAUAACAGCAAUGUUGAGUCGCAAAUGCCGAAAGCAAUGUCGACGUUUCAAGCACCGGAGCCACCAAAAACGAAGAAGACCAAAUGGAGUAGAUGAAGACAGCAGUUUGUAUCAAUGUUUCAGUGCUACGCAGCCAUACGUAGAUGACGGAAAGAUGCGUAAGCAUUUAUGGCAUGGUUCAUGUGAGCACCAUUUACGACACAUAGAUUCGGUGGUUGAGGUGCUCAUUUGACAGAGGACAAUCAAAAACCAAAGCUGUUCUGUCAGAAUGAGAGUUUGGUGUAUUAAUGAACGCUUAACUACGGUAAGAAUUGUGUUUAAAUGGCACUUACAGAAAAUGGAAGUAACAAAGUCUUGCAAAUCUUUAUGAAUUCAGUUGGUGCUAGUCGUACCAGUCGCUUGCAACACCAGACUAAAUGAAGAUUUUUACUGUAGAAUCGUUAUUAUUUUGAAAACGUAAACUGUUUAUGCUUGCGUGUGUUUGUCUGCUUUUAUUAUACACACUGUCAUCAUUUAUGUAUUCUCCA
This is a messenger RNA of Rhopilema esculentum, 2893 nucleotides long. Its product is annotated as ATP-dependent RNA helicase DDX42. NCBI's taxonomy places the organism in Eukaryota, Metazoa, Cnidaria, Scyphozoa, Rhizostomeae, Rhizostomatidae. The record is from RefSeq and is a predicted model, not a curated record. Gene Ontology annotation, molecular function: ATP binding; RNA helicase activity; nucleic acid binding.